AUGCACUGUGUUUUGCUUCAGCUCAACGGUCGACCAACGUUUGUCCUCCGUCCCGUCCUUGCUUUGCUUCAGAGGGCCUUCCAGUUCCAGUUAUUUUCGCAAUACGAGCACAUGCAGACCGCAACUCAGCGCUGCUUGCGUGGAUCUUCUGCUCAAUCUCACGCAGGGUACGCACAGAAUCGCCGGGGCGCCCUAAUUUGCUCAAGCUUGCGGCCGCAUGCGCGGAUGCAACAGUCCCUCGCAGCGUCCUGCCCAGGCGCCGUGGCACAGCCACAGUGCCUAGUAGCAGGAGCCACAGUGUCGCCAGCUGCAGGGCCUCUGCGGCGUCGCUCCACAGUUUGCGCGGCUGCCGCUUCUCAUGGCCCCACGGGCGCCACGGAGCACUAUGACUUCGUGAUUGUGGGCGGAGGCCCGGCGGGGCUGCUCGCAGCUAGGUCGCUGCUGACGGUGGCGCCCACCGCGUCUGUCAAGGUGCUGGAGGCCGCCCCCGGCUUCCCUCCGCAGGGCGCGGGUGUGCUUGUGGAGAUGAACGGCUGGCGGGCGCUGCACGCCGUUGAUGACGCGCUGGCAGAGAAGCUGCGGUCGCGCGGGUACCUGUUCGACGCCACCCGCCUGUUCAACGAGAAGGGCGAGGCCAUGGCGCCGGGGCCGCUGGCGGGCGGCGGCUGGAAGCACGAGGAGAGCAUCAAGGCCCACGGGCACACCAGCGUCAUGGUGCAGUGGGGCGACAUCCGCGCCACCCUGUACGAGGCGCUGCCGGAAGGAGUGGUGUCCUUCAACAGCCGGGUCAAGGCCGUGACGCCGGGGGAGCCGGGCAAGCAGCCCGCCGUGCUGGAGGUGACGCAGGCGGACGUCCCGGACGGCGCCGUGCGCACCGUCAGUGCCGGCAUCCUGGUGGCCGCGGACGGGUACUUCAGCCGCACCAAGCGACAGGUGUGGGGCGGCGCGGGCCUGCCGGAGAGCAUGGAGAAGCGCAUCUGGCGCGCCGUGGUGACGGUGCGCGACCCGGCCGAGGCGCCGGAGCUGCUGCGGACGGCGGGCGGCGGGCCGUGCCUGUGGCUGGGGGCGGGCAUGCCGCCGGUCCGCUCCGCCACCGUGUACCCGCUGGGCCACAACCGCUUCGUGUGGACCUGCAUCGCUGCCAACUCGUACCUGGAGAAGGCCGGCGAGCCAACUACCCUCAAGCUGGGCGAGGACCAGGGCAUUCACCAGGCCUCAGGCGCCACGGGCUUCAAGGCCAAGAGCCGCUGCCUGGCCGUGUUCGGCGACUACCCGCCCGCGCUGGUGGAGCUGCUGCGCCGAACCGACCCCGACACAGUCACGGAGCACGGCUACUUCGCCACCGACGUGGCGGCGCUGACCGGGGCCUCGGACUGGGUGCGCGGCAAUGUGGUGCUGGUGGGCGACGCCGCGCACACCGCGCCGCCGGACGGCCAGGGACUCAACAUGGCGCUGGAGGACGUGGCGGUGCUGGGCGACUGCGUGCAGCGGCUGGGCGCCACAAGCCAGGCACUGGAGGCCUACGCGGCUGAGCGGCUGCCGCGAGUGCGGGACGUGUGGCUGCGGCCCGACGGCGCGCCCACGCCGCCCAACCGCCCCGCCGCCAUCCGCGGCGCCUCCUUCACGCCGCUGGGUCCCGGGCCCCACAGCGGCAAGAGCCGGCCGCUGCAGGCCGCGGCGGCGGCCGUUUAGAUGGGUUGCGGCGCGAGCAGCAGGGGCGGGCACCACGGGGUGGUGGUCUGGCCGCAGUCGGGCGGGCGGCAGCCGUGUGGUUGAACAGCCUGGCAGAUAUGGAACGCAGGUGCAGUCCAGGUGCGAUCCGAAUCUGUUGCAAGGCGCCGCCAGAGUAUCGUCACAGCACUCUUUCGCCGAGCAGCGCCACGUGAUUUUGUGAGGAUGAUUCGAUUGGCCCGCGCAUGAGCAUCGCUCGUACGGCGUUACACCGGCUUUGCAUUGAGCGCGAGAGCACAUGCAUGCGCAACUAGUGGGCUGGCGCGCGAAGUAUACUGAAACGGCGAGCUAGCAAUUAGUGAACGCGGGCACGCAUGGUGAGCUGAUUGUGCACACCUUCGUUUUUGAGCACCAUUGCAUGCAUGGUGGGCGGCGUUUCCUUCACACAGUUUUGUAUCGAAGGCGGGUUUGUCAUGUUUGUACGUACGGCUCGUGAUGUACUCGGAAUGUACUCGUGGCCUGGGCACCUGCUUGAAAGCUGCUUCGGCUAGCUCCUGUGUAUGUGUGUGUGUGCGCGGCACGCAGUGUGUUCCUAGGGUUCGUGUCCAUGUGUCGGCGGUGUGGGACAGUGGGAGGUCUGUCGUGCGGCAUGUAUGGUGGGCGCGCGAGCUCCUGAGCACGUACGAUGGGUGUAGCUCCGGGCGCGCGAGAGCCGUUUGACUAAUCGCACGGAGCAACGGGCUGUGCUGGUGCGCGCGUGCUGUGGUGUUACGACAGUGCGUACAGCAUAAACGUAUCGGUAGUGCUAGCUGCUCUCAGGCCUGGGCUGCACCAGCCAGCCGUAGCCCGGCCCCGGGCGCUACCUGGUUCCUUUGAAGACGGGAUCGGCACGGCAACAGGUGCAGGAUACAGGAUAUUUGCGCAAGGACAGGAGCAGGUGCCGGCCAGCCGCAAGCCAUAGACGUUGGGCCCGUUGGUGCGCCCUUACACUGCUGCGUGCAACUUUGUACGGAAUGUCCGACUUUCGCAUGCCUCGCAUGCCUCGAAGCUCAAUUCAAUUGCGCUGUAAUCCAAUUCGCAC
Molecule: messenger RNA, 2752 nt
Organism: Chlamydomonas reinhardtii
Lineage: Eukaryota; Viridiplantae; Chlorophyta; Chlorophyceae; Chlamydomonadales; Chlamydomonadaceae
Exons: 12
Coding region: 226-1692 (488 amino acids)
Molecular function (GO): FAD binding; monooxygenase activity
Source: RefSeq, a predicted model, not a curated record